Molecule: messenger RNA, 1826 nt
Organism: Cimex lectularius (bed bug)
Lineage: Eukaryota; Metazoa; Arthropoda; Insecta; Hemiptera; Cimicidae
Gene: Arr2
Product: arrestin homolog
Exons: 6
Coding region: 152-1381 (409 amino acids)
Biological process (GO): signal transduction; G protein-coupled receptor internalization
Cellular component (GO): cytoplasm
Molecular function (GO): G protein-coupled receptor binding
Source: RefSeq, a predicted model, not a curated record
ACACUCGUUCACAGUUUGGAUUGGCAUUUUCACAACUGUACUCCUACUUUUCAAAAAACUUGCCCUUCGUCAACUGUGACCUUGAGAUUAGGUGUUGAAUCCGGUGUUUAAAUUAUUUCCAUCAGUACAGGCUUACAGGAGAGACAAUCAAAUGACUUCAUUCCUCGGAACUUGCGCCGUAGUCGCAGUCAAAGUUUUUAAAAAGACAACACCUAAUGGCAAGGUCACAGUCUACCUUGGCAAGAGAGACUUCAUCGACCAUCUAGACCAUUGCGAUCCGAUCGAAGGCGUAGUUGUAGUUGACAAUGACUACCUCAAGGGGAGAAAGAUCUACGGCAUGGUCUCGACCACGUACAGAUUUGGACGUGAAGAGGAUGAGGUCAUGGGCCUCAAGUUCAGCAAAGAAAUGGUCCUUGCUAAGGAUCAGGUGGUACCUGCGGCCAGUGAGAAACAAGAACUUAGCCCGAUCCAGGAGAAGUUGAUCCGCAAAUUCGGGCCGAACAACGCAUUUCCAUUCGUGUUCAAGUUCCCUCCGAACGCUCCGUCGUCGAUCACACUCCAGCCCGGCGAAGACGACAUGGGGAAACCGCUCGGAGUCGAGUACAGUAUCAAGACCUUCGUGGCGGACAACCCUGACGAUAGGAGCCACAAGAGAUCAUCGGUCACUCUUGCUAUCAAGAAGUUGCAAUACGCUCCAACGACACGCAGCCGCCGCCAGCCGAGCUCCCUAGUCAGCAAGGGGUUCACGUUUUCAACAGGGAAACUCAACCUCGAGGUGACUCUCGAUAAGGAGGUCUACUUCCACGGCGAGCAGAUCGCUGCCAAUGUCGUCGUGAGCAACAACUCGAGGAAGUCUGUCCGCAACAUCAAGGUGUUCGCAGUACAGCACUGCGAAGUUACCAUGAUCAACGGGCAAUACUCAAAACACGUCGCUGGCCUGGAAACACGCGAAGGAUGCCCGAUAACACCUGGAGCGUCCUUUACAAAAGUCUUCUAUGUCGUUCCUCUCGCUUCGAGCAACAAGGACCGUCGUGGAAUCGCUUUGGAUGGACAUCUUAAGGACGAUGAUGUUAAUCUUGCUUCUUCGACUCUUGUCCCGGAAGGGAAAAGUCCAGCGGAAGCUCUCGGUAUCGUAAUUUCAUACUCCCUCAGGGUGAAAUUGAACUGCGGUACACUCGGAGGUGAACUGGUGACCGAUGUGCCUUUCAAGCUUCUUCAUCCGGCUCCAGGUUUCGUCGAGAAAGAGAAGGCUUUGAAAAAAUCCAAGAGCAUCGAGCGUUCACGUUAUGAGAACUCAUGCUACGCGGACGACGACGACAACAUCGUCUUUGAAGAUUUCGCCCGCUUGCGCAUGAACGAGUCGAUAGACGAAGGAAACUAAAAACCACCGGCCUAGAAAUUUUUACUUUUUAUUUUCCGCUUUUAUUUUUCACUUGCAUUUUUAAACACGGGGGAGAAUGAUUUCUUAGUCGCCCUAGCGAUAGCGGUCUCAACAGCGUUGUUUCAGUUUUAUUAAACUUUUUAUUUCGAAAAGUUCCUUUUUAAUAAUAAUAAAUCUGAAUUCCGUUGCCAAAAUGUUUUGUGGACAGUGCGGGCAACCUUAAAGCCCUGAUGUCAAUUAAUUGAAAAUAUCUGUUAUUUUUAAAUUAAUUUGACUGAAAGACGAUAGAAGACUUGUGUACAUUAUUAUUUAACUCUUUGAAAAUGUGAUUUUCAUUUGAAAUUUUCUUUAAGAAUUUUCAUCUGUUAGACUGUUUAGUUUGCUUUUAAGUUGAAAAUAUUAUAAACUGCACCUGAAUGAUAAAAUAUACACAUGAUGAAAAAGC